GUCACACAGUCGUUAGUGCUACUGGAAACAACACUCCGUAUGCGACUUGCGUCGCUCCAAAUAUGCGAUGGUCGACUCGGACUUGAAAGCCUCAAGCUUAAAGCUUCAGUACUGAGUACCGAGUACUUAGUACGUCUGUGAAGUGCCGAUGAAGUUUUCACGUAAAGCAAUGGUCUACAAUACGUUUGGUGAGUUACUGUACGAAAUGAAGAAAUGCGGACGUGAGUGCCGUCUCUCUAGCUGAGUGAUCAUCCAGCCUCUGACGACGAUCCAACGGUAAUUUCAUGCGGGCUUCUUUUCCAUGUAUUGCUUCCUGACGACCGAUGCCCCAUGUUCUCGGUAGCUAUAAGCUAUUUGAGAUAAUCUUUGGAUCAGUGUCGCUGUUUCAUGCCCUUUUUUUCUUAGGUGAUGCGAUAGGAUUGAAUUGCCAACUGCGGCGAUUAUGGCUUCCUCCCAGGUUUCGAGCCAUCCCACUACUCUCGUAAACCAUAUUCACCAUUCUGGGCGGUGGUGUUAAGCAAGCUCCGGCACACUGCGAUAAUGGGGGAAUGCCACGGGAAGGUGAAAGGUCUCGCCAAGAUCAGCGUGUCCUUGCGAACCCAACGAGACGGCACCACCUGCCCUUUUGUGCAUCUGACGGCCCUUCAGCUCUACGGCUCUCCGUGCGGUCUAUUCGUUGAGUAGACGCUUCUUCUUGCUAUAAAUGUGGCGAGUUCUCCACCCACCUCCUCUCCACUGGCCGUCGCAUUCACAACUUCUUGUACACGUCUCUAGGUUAUCUCACACUUGCUUUACUCUACCGUUCUGUAACACACGUUAUACCGUUACAAUGGGUUGGCGAAAUGCUUUCAAGAAACAAUACAAGCUGUUUUACAAUGCGGCCGCGCACACGAAGUUGUUAGCCGGUCUGGGAACGGCCAAAGCUGGCUCGAGGGCGUUCCCCAAUACUACCCGCGACAAAUCUGUCGGUUUCCGACUUGACUAUGGUGAACGCACAGGAGGCGGCUUGUACCGCAACUUAGUCUUGCAACUCAACAGAAAGUCCGACGUACCUACGCUCAGCAAGAAGGCUGAUGAGGACUCUCAUGCGAAGCGCUCAACCGUGAAGGUUGAGAUAGCGAACCCCCCUAGUGAUCCGGAUGCGCUCCUUGGCAUGCUCCUCGACAACGCCAUUGAUAAUUGAGAUGACGGGUAUUCCUUGCAUCGAUUUUCUGUAAUUCUCUGUGGUUCUCUCUCCGUUAUCAUCGUCUCGACCCGUCCUAUAAAUAGGUCUGUACAAUAGUUGAAGUCAAUAGCCGUCCAAUCCCCGCUCUAUGAAUGCACCUACCCCGUUACCUCGAAUGAUAUUUUAGUUUGGCCCAAAAACAUAUCUUCUGAAUUUUGCCGGCACACGUCAGUCUGAGGU
Messenger RNA from Somion occarium, 1405 nucleotides. The record is from the annotation of a GenBank genome assembly. Lineage: Eukaryota; Fungi; Basidiomycota; Agaricomycetes; Polyporales; Cerrenaceae.